GGAUCCUAACAAGCCUGUCCCCCAGGACACUAAGUUCAUUCAUACCAAGGCCAACCGCUUUGAGGAGGUGGCUUGGUCAAAAUAUAACCCUCAGGACCAGCUCUACCUCCACAUCGGCCUCAAACCCCGGGUUAGGGACCACUAUCGCGCCACCAAGGUGGCCUUCUGGAAACACCUGGUGCCACACCUUUACAACCUCCACGACAUGUUCCACUACACCUCUACCACCACCAAGGUGCCCCCUCCAGACACUACCCAGACCUCCCUAGCCACCAAAAGGCCAGGCAAGGUGUGGCCUUUCAACACCAAGCGUCCCCCCAUGUCCCCUGCCUACAACAGUGACAACACCGAGCCAUGGGGUGAGGAUGAAGGGGCGGGCCCUCUGGUGGUGGAAAACCCCAGAGACUACUCCACAGAGCUGAGUGUGACCAUCGCUGUCGGCGCCUCCCUCCUCUUCCUCAACGUGCUGGCCUUCGCAGCCCUCUACUACCGUAAGGACAAGCGGCGGCAAGACUCCAGCCACGGACAGCCCAGCCCCCAACGUCAGACGGCCUCCAAUGACAUCGGGCACCAUGGCAGCUCGGCAGAGGAGGAGAUCAUGACACUGCAGAUGAACCAGACGCACCACGAGUGCGAAGCAGGCAGCGGAGGCGAGGGUGGAGGAGGGUCGCUGAGGCUUGCCUCGCUGCCAGACUACACACUAACCCUACGGAGGUCUCCGGAUGACAUCCCCCUGAUGACCCCCAACACCAUCACCAUGAUCCCCAACUCCCUGGUGGGCAUGCCCAACCUGCACCCUUACAACACCUUUACGGCUGGCUUCAACUCCACAGGGCUGCCUCACUCCCACUCCACCACACGCGUAUAGCUUUUUUA
This is a messenger RNA of Hypomesus transpacificus, 876 nucleotides long. Its product is annotated as neuroligin-3-like. Lineage: Eukaryota; Metazoa; Chordata; Actinopteri; Osmeriformes; Osmeridae. The record is from RefSeq and is a predicted model, not a curated record. Gene Ontology annotation, biological process: neuron cell-cell adhesion; synaptic vesicle endocytosis; postsynaptic membrane assembly. Gene Ontology annotation, molecular function: signaling receptor activity; neurexin family protein binding. Gene Ontology annotation, cellular component: cell surface; synapse; postsynaptic specialization membrane. The annotation marks the transcript as partial. The transcript has 2 exons.